AUGACGAAGAAAUCCUCCGAUGUGCCAGGGAAUUGGAUACUCGGAGGCUGCAAGUAUCCUAAGACUCUUUUCGAUGACAAUUGUGAAGACGACCACAAUGUUCGUACUAAGAACCGCAACAGAAGAAAAAAAGCUGCUACUUUAUCCGACAUCGAUCAAUUCUUGAUCGAGAAUUUCAAAUCGUUGUAUCUCGGGGAUGGCGAACUUCAAGGAGACGAUGAAGAAUCAGUUGAUUUGUCCAAGAAAAAAAAGAAUUUGGACCAUAAACGAUCGUCCAAACGUGUUUUUGUUGAUGGAGGGUCGUCUAGUUCAAGGGUAGAAGAGUCUAGGACUAGCGAAACCAUUUCGUGGGAUGAGUUUGGUUCAUUUAGUUCGGUUACAUCCGAAGCAAGUAAUGAAGUUAAAGAAGAGAUUAAAGAGAUAAGUCCCGAUGAAUUCAUCGCAGUGUUCACUUAUUCGACGUGUCCACACGAUGAAUUUAGGGUAUCCAUGAAGGCGAUGGUGGACGCGAGGCUGAGGCAGGAUGGGAAAGUCGUGGAUUGGAAAUUCAUGGAGGAGUUGUUGUUCUGUUAUUUAAAUCUAAACGACAAGAAGUCGUACAAAUAUAUUCUUAAUGCGUUUGUGGACUUGAUCGCUGUGCUUCGUGAGGAUCCUGGUAAGACGGCAUUGGGAUAA
This is a messenger RNA of Impatiens glandulifera, 675 nucleotides long. Its product is annotated as transcription repressor OFP14. NCBI's taxonomy places the organism in Eukaryota, Viridiplantae, Streptophyta, Magnoliopsida, Ericales, Balsaminaceae. The transcript has a single exon. Gene Ontology annotation, biological process: negative regulation of DNA-templated transcription. The record is from RefSeq and is a predicted model, not a curated record. Bases 1 to 675 code for a protein of 224 amino acids.